Messenger RNA from Prionailurus viverrinus (fishing cat), 1960 nucleotides. It is a transcript of the gene TEAD2, whose product is annotated as TEA domain transcription factor 2. Gene Ontology annotation, biological process: embryonic organ development; regulation of transcription by RNA polymerase II; hippo signaling. Gene Ontology annotation, cellular component: transcription regulator complex. Lineage: Eukaryota; Metazoa; Chordata; Mammalia; Carnivora; Felidae. The transcript has 13 exons. The record is from RefSeq and is a predicted model, not a curated record. The coding region runs from base 102 to 1457 and encodes 451 amino acids. Gene Ontology annotation, molecular function: RNA polymerase II cis-regulatory region sequence-specific DNA binding; DNA-binding transcription factor activity, RNA polymerase II-specific.
CUUUCUCCCUCGCAGCGCCCCGCCCGCCCGCGGCUCCCCAGCCCCAGGCCGGGAGGUAGGAAGGCUCCGGCGGGAGUCGGGGAUCCAGCUUUGGGGCCCAGAUGGGGGAACCCCGGGCUGGGGCCCCCCUGGACGAUGGCAGUGGCUGGACAGGAAGUGAGGAAGGAAGUGAGGAGGGCACCGGCGGCAGUGAAGGGGCUGGGGGAGAUGGGGGCCCAGACGCAGAAGGUGUGUGGAGUCCAGACAUCGAGCAGAGCUUCCAGGAGGCCCUGGCGAUCUACCCACCAUGUGGCCGGCGGAAAAUCAUCCUGUCUGAUGAAGGCAAGAUGUAUGGUCGGAAUGAACUGAUUGCCCGCUACAUCAAGCUAAGAACAGGGAAGACCCGAACCCGCAAACAGGUCUCUAGCCACAUCCAGGUUCUGGCUCGAAGGAAAUCAAGGGAAAUCCAGUCCAAGCUCAAGGCCUUGAAUGUGGACCAGGUUUCCAAGGACAAGGCUUUCCAGACAAUGGCCACCAUGUCCUCAGCCCAGCUCAUCUCAGCACCUUCCCUGCAGGCCAAACUGGGUCCUGCUGGUCCUCAGGCCUCUGAGCUUUUCCAGUUUUGGUCAGGGGGCUCUGGGUCCCCCUGGAAUGUUCCAGAUGUGAAGCCAUUCUCACAGACGCCGUUCUCGUUGUCACUGACCCCCCCAUCUGCUGACCUCCCAGGGUACGAGCCCCCCCAAGCCCUCUCACCCCCUGCCCUGCCCCCACCUGCCCCGUCACCCCCAGCCUGGCAGGCUCGGGCCCUGGGCACUGCCCGAUUGCAGCUGGUAGAGUUCUCAGCCUUUGUGGAACCGCCGGAUGCAGUCGACUCUUACCAGAGGCACCUGUUCGUACACAUCAGCCAGCACUGCCCCAGCCCUGGAGCGCCCCCCCUCGAGAGUGUGGACGUCCGGCAGAUCUAUGACAAAUUCCCUGAGAAAAAGGGUGGCCUGCGGGAGUUGUACGAUCGCGGGCCCCCUCACGCCUUCUUCCUGGUCAAGUUCUGGGCGGACCUGAACUGGGGCCCUAGUGGCGAAGAGGUAGGGGCCGGCGGCAGCAGUGGUGGUUUCUAUGGAGUGAGCAGCCAGUACGAGAGCCUGGAGCACAUGACCCUCACCUGUUCCUCCAAGGUCUGCUCCUUUGGCAAGCAGGUGGUGGAGAAGGUGGAGACGGAGCGUGCCCAGCUGGAGGACGGGAGGUUUGUGUACCGCCUGCUGCGCUCACCCAUGUGUGAGUACCUGGUGAAUUUCUUGCACAAACUUCGGCAGCUGCCCGAGCGCUAUAUGAUGAACAGUGUCCUGGAGAACUUCACCAUCCUCCAGGUGGUAACAAACCGAGACACCCAGGAGCUGCUGCUCUGCACUGCCUACGUCUUUGAGGUCUCCACCAGCGAGCGGGGGGCCCAGCACCACAUUUACCGUCUGGUCAGGGACUGAAAGGGGACCCCAAAAGUGGCUCAUGCCCGGAAUACCCUCCUUCCAGGAAGGACCCCCAGCUUUCUUCAUGCUUAUUUGGGGAGGGGGCGCUGAUCCGUUAGAGGGGACCUUACAAAGCUGGGUGGCAAGCUGGAAGGUUGGAUCCUGAUAUUGGGACUUCACAGUGGUGUCUGAAAGGACAGAUCACUCCAGAGCAUGGGAACUGGGAACAGGAGUGAGACAACCCUGAGGUAUAGCACUGGUUUCUCAGUCUCUUAACAGGUGCCCUCCCCCAACUUGGUUCUGGAUGUUUUUGGGGGGGCGGGGGGCUUUGAUAUGGUUUGUCCCUCUGUCUUUCAGCACACCCCCAUCUCCCUUUCUUCCCAACCUGCCUCUCCUUACCACCCUCACCCUGUGACCUUAAGAUCAAGAUCGAAUAUUGAAGGUUAACCCUUUCUGUGCUGGAGCAGAGCCAGGUGGGCCCUGGAAAUAUUUUUUUUUAAUAUAACAAGAGAUAUUUAUAA